Cryptotermes secundus is the source of this 12361-nucleotide messenger RNA. RefSeq names its product twitchin (gene bent). The record is from RefSeq and is a predicted model, not a curated record. Gene Ontology annotation, molecular function: protein binding. NCBI's taxonomy places the organism in Eukaryota, Metazoa, Arthropoda, Insecta, Blattodea, Kalotermitidae.
GAAUUAUUCCCUGGAUCAAAGUACAAAUUUGUGAAUGAGAAUGAUGUGUACAAAUUAAUCAUUAGUAAUCCCAAGGUGGAAGAUACUGGAAAGUACACAAUUGAGAUUGCUGGAAUAGCUUGCACAGCUUACCUAGAUGUAGAUGAAUCUGAUGCAGUUUAUUCAUUCACCAAACCUUUGAGUAAGAAGACUGAUGGCUUCACAAAGCAUGAAACACUAAUGGAAUGUACUGUGAACAGCAGUAUGGCAAUGGUAUCUUGGUGGAGAGGAGAUAAAAAGAUUUCGGAUGAUGAUAAGUAUGAAACUGCCAAGGAAAUGUCUGGUAUUUGUCGACUAACAAUUAAGGACUGUGAAAUUGAAGAUAGCGGUGAAUAUAGUUGUAGAAUUGAGAAGCAAGAAGACAAAACCACAACAUUAGUUACAAUUAUUGAGUAUCCAUACAAAUUUGUGAAAAUCCUAAAGAGUCAACAGGUAACAGAAAAAGAUCAAAUAACCCUACUGUGUGAGCUAGAUGAUGCAGGAGGUGAAGUAACAUGGCAUAAGAACAAUGAACCAGUGAAACCUGACAAGAGGGUCCAAAUUAUUAAAGAUGGUAGAAAGAGGAAGAUCAUUAUCAAAGACUGCAAAGUAACUGAUGCCGGCAUUUACACAUGUACUUCAAAUGCAGACAAAACAGAGUGUGAACUUAUUAUUCAAUAUCAGAACCGAUUCAACAAGAAACUCAAAGACACAACAGUUUUGGAAAGAGAGAAGCUUGUUCUUGAUGUGGAACUUCAGGAUCAAACAGCUCCAGCUGCCUGGUACUUCAAUGAUGAGCCAAUACAAGAAUCUGAAAGAGUUGAGAUCAAGAACCUUGGAGGUGGCAAACACCAGUUAAUAUUCAAGAAAGCAGAGUUAAGUGACACUGGGGAAAUCAAGUGUGAAUCAGGAAAGCUGUCUUCUGCAUGCCAAGUUGUUGUAAAGAAGGGUGAAGAGAAGCCUGUAAUAAAUUUCCAAGAUCGUGUUGAGGGACCAGUUAGUAAACCAAUUGUAUUUGAAGUACCCUAUAGUGUUGGUGGAUCAAAGCAAUCGCCUGUAGAAGCCAAGUUGAUCAAAGAUGGGAAAGUACUGCCUCUUAAGGAUGUGGAAGUUAUUGUUGCAGAUGAUAAGGCGACAUUUAAAUUUAAGAAGCCUGCUCGAAAUCUGUCUGGCAUAUAUCAGCUAAAAAUUUCAAAUGCACAAGGAGAAGAUACAAAGAAUAUUAAUAUAAAUAUGCAAGAUGUCCCAUCUCCACCACUGGACAUCAAUGUAACGGAUGUAUUCCAGACAUCGUGUGUUGUCCACUGGAAGCAUUCUAAAGAUGAUGGGGGUCUGCCUAUCUUACAUUAUGUAGUUGAACGCCUGGACAUGAGUAAAAAAGGUGGAUGGGACAAUAUAGCACAGAUUCCUCCAAAUGAGCCCACAAAAUUCAAAUGUGAGGAUCUGACUCCAAAGAGAGAAUACAAAUUCCGGAUCAGGGCGGUCAAUAAAAUUGGAUCAUCUGAACCAGUACUAUUUGCUAAGACUGUUCUUGCUAAGGAUCCAUGGGAUGAACCUAGCAAACCUAAUAAUGUUGAAGUUGUGGACUGGGAUAAAGAUCAUGCAGAUCUUAAGUGGAUCAAACCAGAUAGUGACGGUGGAGCACCCAUCACCGGCUACAUUAUAGAAUUUAAAGAAAAAUUUGGAAAGGAGUGGGAAAAGGGAAAAGAAGUAGGAGAUGUCACCAAGGCAACAAUAGAGGGUUUGAAGGAAGGGACUCAGUACGAAUUUCGUAUCCGAGCUGUUAACAAAGCUGGACCUGGAGAACCAAGUGAUGCAACUAAACCUAUAAUUGCUAAAGCCCGGUUUGUGAAACCAUUCAUAAUUGGAGAUGGUUUGACAAACAUAGUUGUGAAAAAGGGUCAAGUAAUAAAGUAUGACAUCAAAUAUGGUGGUGAACCAGAACCAGUACCUCGAUGGGAACUCACUGGCAAGGAACUUGUUGAGGAUUCUCAGGAAAGGACUACAAUUGACAAAUAUGAAAGGAAUACAGUACUUACAGUUCGUCGAGCAACAAGAGCAGACAGUGGCAAAUAUAAAUUGACUCUUACUAAUGGCUCAGGAACAUGUGAAAGUGUGGCUGAUGUUGUUGUUCUAGAUAAGCCUUCCUCACCAAUAGGCCCUCUGGCAGCUGAAGAGGUGAGGGCAAAUCAUGUUAAAGUCAAGUGGAACAAGCCAGAAGAUAGUGGAGGGACAGCAGUCACAGGCUAUGUACUGGAGAAAAUGGAUCUGGAUACAGGACGCUGGGUACCUGCUGGAGAGGUGGGACCAGAUAAGAAUUCAUUCACAGUUGAUGGAUUGACGCCUAAGAAGAAGUAUAAGUUCCGAGUGAAGGCUGUAAACAAGGAAGGAGAAUCGGAACCUUUAGAAACAGAAGAACCUAUUUUGGCCCGGAAUCCUUAUGAUGAACCUGGUCCCCCUGGAAAACCUGAUAUAAUUGACUAUGAUAAUAAGAGUGUGACUUUAAAAUGGGCUAAACCAGAAGAGGAUGGUGGUCGCCCAAUAUCUCAUUACACAGUCGAAAUGAAAGAUAAACUUUCUGUGGAAUGGGUGGAGGUCCUAAAAACAAAAGAUAAUAACCCUGAGGGUAUUGUAGGAGGCCUUAAAGAGAAAAAUAUUUACCAAUUCAGGGUACGUGCACACAAUAAAGCUGGUGCCAGUGAACCCAGUGAACCAACCAGUAGUCAUGUCUGCAAGCACAGACACUUGAAACCAAGAAUUGAUCGUGCCACUUUCAAGAGUGUGACUAUUAAAGCUGGACGAACACACAAGUGGUCAGUGGAUGUAUCUGGAGAACCUCCUCCAACCUGCUCAUGGAUCUGGCGUGACGACAUAUCAUUGGUCAAUACAGAGAAAAUCAAAAUUGAAAACAUUGAUUACCAUACAGACUUCAGUAUCAUUAGUGCCAUGAGGCGAGAUACAGGAAAAUAUACUCUCAUUGCAGAAAAUGCAUCUGGGAAAGAUCAAGAAACUGUUGAACUCACAGUACUUGCUAAACCUGGUAUUCCACAAGGCCCAUUGGAAAUAACUGAUGUAACAAAGACAUCUGCAAAGUUGAAAUGGAAAAAACCAGAGGAUGAUGGUGGAUGUCCUAUCAAGGAAUAUGAAGUAGAGAAAAUGGAUGUAGCUACAGGGAAAUGGGUUCGAGUGGGACGAGUUCCAGGAGAUAGGCCAUUUCCAGAAAUGGUUGUUACUGGUCUCACACCUGGUGCAGAAUACAAAUUCCGUGUGUCCGCUGUCAACGAUGAAGGAGAUUCAGAGCCACUGGUGGCAGAGAAAGCUAUCAUUGCCAAGAAUCCAUUUGAUGAACCAUCCCAGCCUGGGACUCCAGAAAUUACAGAUUAUGAUAAUGAGAGUGUCAACUUGAAAUGGACCAAACCAAAAAGUGAUGGAGGCGCUCCAAUUGAGAAAUAUAUCAUUGAGAAGAAAGACAGAUUCAAACCAGACUGGGAGAAGGCAAUUGAAAUUCCAGGUGAUCAGCUUGAAGCAAAAGUUCCUGAUCUGAAAGAAAGAGCUGAGUACCAAUUCCGCGUAAUAGCUGUAAAUAAAGCUGGAUUAUCUCCUGCGUCUGAACCAACCAAAUCUCACCUUGUGAAACAUAAGGCCUUGAAACCAAGAAUAGAUCGUACAAACCUGAAACCUAUUGUAAUCAAAGCAGGAAAGAUGGUGAAGUAUGAUGUGAAUAUCAGAGGUGAACCACCUCCGACUGUAAAAUGGUUCCAUGGAAAUGAUGAGGUUAAGUCUGAGGGUAGUAUUGAAAUCAUUAACAUUGACUACAAUACCAAACUUACUAUUAAUGAUGCAGUAAGAAAAAAUACUGGUUUAUGGAAAAUCGUGGCAGAAAAUAAGCAUGGAAAAGAUGAAGCUGAUGUUGAAAUUACUGUUCUCUCUGCACCUUCAAAGCCAAAGGGUCCACUGAAAGUAUCAGAUGUCACAAAGAAUGGUUGCAAGUUGAAGUGGGAUAAACCAGAGGAUGAUGGUGGUAAACCUGUCACUGGCUAUGUAGUUGAAAAGCUUGAUACUUUAACUGGGCGAUGGGUGCCAGUGGGUCGUACCACUGAGCCUGAGAUGGAUGUGAAAGGUCUUCAAGAGGGUAAUGAGUAUAAAUUUCGAGUGAAGGCUGUCAAUGAUGAAGGAGAGAGUGAGUCACUAGAGACAGAGCGUGCUACACUUGCUAAAAAUCCAUUCGACAUCCCAAGCAAGCCUGGAACACCCGAUAUUGUUGACUGGGAUACAGACCGUGUUGAUCUUAAAUGGAGUGCUCCAAAAUCCAAUGGUGGAGCUGCAAUUACUGGCUACAUUAUAGAAAAGAAAGAGAAAUUUGGCAGUUCAUGGGAUGAGAUUUUGACUACUACGUCUCCUGCUUGUGAAGCCCAAGUACCUGGAUUGAGGGAAGGAAACCAAUACCAGUUUCGUGUCCGAGCAGUGAACAAAGCAGGUCCUUCAGAACCUAGUGAACCUACUAAACCACAUAUUGCCAAGGCCAGAUUCUUGCGUCCUAUUAUUAACCGUGAGAAACUACAGAAAGUCACAGUACGUGCUGGAGCAUCUGUGAAAUUUGAUGUAGAUGUGAAAGGUGAACCUCCACCAACUAUCACAUGGCAUUUUGCUAAUAAGCAACUGGAGAAUGGACCAACAAUAAAGAUUGAGAAUGAAGAUUAUAAUACAAAGAUCCAACUUUCUGAAACAGUAAGAAAAAACACAGGCACAUAUACUAUCAAAGCAGAGAAUAGUUCUGGGAAAGAUGAAGCAACUGUAGAGGUAAUAAUACUAGAUAGACCUGACAAACCUGAAGGGCCCCUGGAAGUGACAGAUGUCCAUAAGGAGGGCUGUAAAUUGAAGUGGAAAAAACCCAAAGAUGAUGGUGGGCUUCCUCUUACUGGCUAUGUUGUGGAGAAAAUGGAUGCUGAAACUGGUCGCUGGGUUCCAGCUGGCUUUGUUGAUCCUAAUAAGACAGAACAGGAAAUUAAAGGGCUUGAACCUAUGAAGAAAUACCAAUUCAGAGUGAAGGCAGUUAAUGAGGAAGGAGAAUCAGAACCUCUAACAACAGAUACUGCCAUUCUUGCCAAGAAUCCUUUUGAUACUCCGUCUGCCCCUGGACUGCCAGAAAUUGUAGACUGGGAUGAGACAAUGGUGAAGCUCAAGUGGGAACCACCAAUUCGUGAUGGUGGUGCGCCAAUAACAGGCUACGUGAUUGAAAUGAUGGACAAAUUUGGAGGAAGCUUUGUAAAAGCUGCUGAAGUGCAUGGAAACACUUGCAAGGGCACUGUUCCUAAACUGGAAGAAGGAAAUCAGUACCAGUUCCGAGUUAGGGCUGUAAACAAGGCUGGUCCUGGUGACCCAAGUGAAGAGACUAAUCCACAUACUGCUAAAGCAAGAUAUUUAAAACCAAAUAUUGACCGUACCAACUUACAAAAUCUAGUGGUGAAAGUUGGUCUGACACUCACACUUGAUGUCAACAUUACUGGAGAACCUCCUCCAGAAGUUACAUGGUUGUAUGAAGGAAAGGAAUUGAAAUCAGAUGACCUAAUCCGCAUUGACAAUAUAGAUUACAAUACAAAAUUUUUCAUUUUGAGAGCAAAGAGAAGUCAUAAUGGAAAAUACACAAUCAUAGCCAAGAACUCUGUUGGUGAAGACAAAGCCGAGUUUGACAUUACUGUUCUAGGUAGGCCAGGAAAACCAAAAGGCCCCUUGGAAGCAAGCAAUGUUACAAAGAAUGGCUGUAAACUGACAUGGAAGAAGCCUGAUGAUGAUGGUGGUGUACCCAUUGAAUAUUAUGAAAUUGAGAAAUUGGAUCCUCUCACAGGCCAGUGGAUACCUUGUGGAAAGUCCACAGAGCCAGAAGCUAACAUUGGGGGUCUGCAGGAAGGAAAGCCUUAUAAAUUCCGUGUAAAGGCUGUAAACAAAGAGGGUGAAUCAGAAGAACUGGAACUUGACAAGCCCAUCAUUGCCAAGAAUCCAUUUGAUGAACCAAGCAAACCUGGAAGACCAGAUGCCAAGAACUGGGAUAAAGAUUUCGUUGAUUUGGAAUGGACUGCUCCAAAGAAUGAUGGUGGAGCACCAAUUGAAAAAUAUAUUAUUCAAAUGCGUGACAAAGAAGGUCGGGCUUGGGUGGAUGCUGCAACUGUGCCUGGAAACAGAUUGAAAAUUGAAAAUGAGGAUUACAAAACUACAUUCAUCCUCACAAAGGUGCAGCGUGCAGACACUGGUGUAUAUACUGUAACAGCUAAGAACAGUUCUGGCACAGAUCAAGUUGAAGUGGAAAUUUCAGUGCUAAGCAAAACACCAGAAGCAGACGUCUCUGGACUAAAUGAAGGGAAGGAAUACCAGUUCCGUGUAAAGGCUGUGAAUGCCGAAGGAGAAUCAGAACCACUUGAAACCGACAUUCCAACACUGGCUAAGAAUCCAUACUGUGAACCUGAUAAACCUGGCAAACCAGAUGUUAAAGACUGGAACAGACACCAGGCUGACCUAAAAUGGGCGCCACCUAAAUCUGAUGGAGGUGCUCAGAUUACUUCAUACAUUAUUGAAAAGAAAGACCAGUACAGUUCUAAAUGGCAGAAAGCUGUUGAGGUCAUUGGGAACAAGUGUGAAGCCAAAGUUCCCGAUCUGGUUGAAGGGAUGAAGUACCAGUUCAGAGUACGUGCUGUCAACAAAGCUGGUCAGAGCAAACCAAGUGAUCCUAGUGAUACCAUUACUGCCAAGGAUCGGUUUGCUCCUCCACGCAUUGAUCGUAGUACACUGAAAGACAUGACAAUAAAAGCUGGUCAGAAUAUUCGAUUUGAUGUCAAGAUCAGUGGGGAGCCUCCUCCAAGCAAGUCAUGGUUCCUCAACAAGGCUCGUCUUGAUUCCAAAGAUGACAUCAGCAUUGAUAAUGAAGAUUACAAGACAAAACUGGUCAUAAUGCCUGCAUCAAGGAAGCAUUCAGGGACAUAUGUAAUCAAAGCUGAAAACAGUUCUGGAAAAGAUGAGGUUGCUGUUGAAGUAACAGUACUUGAUAAACCUGGCAAGCCUGAAGGACCUUUGAAGAUCUCAGAUAUUCACAAGGAGGGUUGUAAUCUAAAAUGGAAUGCCCCUGAAGAUGAUGGUGGUUCACCAAUAGAGCAUUAUGUAGUUGAAAAAAUGGACACAGAAUCAGGGCGGUGGGUCCCAGUUGGUCGCUCAAAGGAGCCAAAGAUGGAAGUUGAUAACCUCGAGCCUGGUCAAGAGUAUAAAUUCCGAGUGAUGGCUGUCAAUGCAGAAGGAGAAUCUGAACCACUUGAAGCUGACAAGUCCAUCAUUGCAAAAAAUCCAUUUGAUGAACCUGAUGCUCCGGGCACUCCUGAAGCUACUGAUUGGGAUAAGGACCAUGUAGACCUGAGAUGGACUCCACCAGCAAAGGAUGGUGGAUCUCCAAUCACAGGAUAUGUGAUUGAAAAACGUGAAAAAGGAUCUCCACGUUGGACAAAAGCUGGUGAAACAAAAGGGCCUGACUGCAAGGGACGAGCAGACAAUUUGGAGGAAGGUGUGGCUUAUGAAUUCAGGGUUCGUGCAGUGAAUGCAGCUGGCCCAGGUCAACCAAGUGAAGCCAGCAAACCCAUCACUGCCAAACCAAGAAAAUUGGCUCCUAAAAUUGACCGCCGUAAUUUGCGGUCAAUCACAGUACGUGAGGGUGAACCCAUUUUCUUUGAUGUGAAGAUAAUCGGUGAACCACCACCAGACGUCACAUGGAAUCUCAAUAACAAAUCUAUCCAAGAAACAAGCUAUCGCAGGAUAGAGAAUAUUCCAUACAACUCCAAGUUCUUCAAUGACAAUCCUGAGAGGAAAGACAGUGGCACUUACAAGAUUCAUGCUGUCAACAAAUAUGGUUCUGACACUGCUGAGGUUGAAGUAACUGUUGUUUCCAAACCUGGAAAACCAGAAGGUCCAUUGGAAGUGUCUGAUGUACACAAGGAUGGCUGCAAACUUAAAUGGAAAAAGCCGAAAGAUGAUGGUGGUGAACCUAUUGACGCAUAUGUGGUGGAGAAAUAUGAUCCUGACACUGGAAUUUGGUUACCUGUUGGACGAACAAAGGAUCCUGAGUUGGAAGUGCAGGGCUUGAUCCCUGGCCAUGAAUACCAAUUCCGCGUUAAAGCAGUAAACAAAGAGGGUGAAUCGGAGCCUCUGGAAACCCUUUCAUCUAUCAUAGCCAAGGAUCCCUUUACUGUACCUACUGCACCUGGAGCACCAGAACCAGUUGAUUGGAGCCAAAAUCAUGUAGAUUUGGUUUGGAAAGAACCCGUCUCUGAUGGUGGGUCACCCAUCACCGGAUACAUAAUUGAGAAGAAAGACAAGUACAGUGUGAUGUGGGAAAAGGCACUGGAGACAGAUGUGGCUACUCCACAGGCAGUUGUCCAUGGCUUAAUUGAAGGCAAUGAAUAUCAGUUCCGAGUGAUAGCUGUUAACAAAGCUGGUCAGAGUGAGCCUGGAGAAGCAAGCAAAAACUUUGUUGCAAAGCCACGAUUCCUUGCUCCAAGAAUUGACAGGCGCAAUCUCCGUGAUGUUACCCUUUCUGCUGGAUCUACACUCAAGUUUGAUGCUAAUAUUAUUGGAGAACCUCCACCAACAGUGGAAUGGAGAUAUGGAGCUCUGCCACUUAGAUCUUCAAAGACUGUGCAAGUAGACAAUGUUGACUAUAACACAAAACUAGUGAUUCGUCCAGUACAACGUGGAGACUCUGGUGAAUACACUGUCACAGCUUCUAACAGUUCUGGAAAGGACACUGUCACUGUGAACGUUGUUGUCACCGACAAACCUACUUCCCCAGAGGGUCCUCUUCAGGUGACAGAUGUACACAAAGAAGGAUGUAAACUCAAAUGGAAGCGUCCGAAGGAUGAUGGAGGGACUCCAAUUGAGUAUUACCAAGUGGAGAAAAUGGAUCCUGAGAGUGGAUGUUGGGUUCCUUGUGGUCGUGCAACAGAACCAAACAUGGAAGUUACUGGCCUGACUCCAGGGAAGGAAUACAAAUUCAGAGUUGCUGCUGUGAAUUCGGAAGGAGAAUCAGAACCGCUUGAAGCUGAUCAAACUAUCAUUGCCAAGAAUCCAUUUGAUGAGCCUGGAAAGCCUGGAAACCUUAAAGCUACUGACUGGGAUAAAGAUCAUGUUGAUCUUAAAUGGACGCCACCAAAGGAAGAUGGCGGUUCUCCUAUUACUGGUUAUAUUGUUGAAAAGAAAGAUAAGUAUGGUCAGUGGGAGAAAGCCCUUGAAGUUCCUGCUAAUCAGACCACAGCUACUGUUCCUGAUCUUAUUGAAGGCCAGCCUUAUGAAUUCAGAGUCCGAGCUGUGAAUGCAGCAGGGCCCGGAGAACCUAGUGAUGCUACGCCCACAAUUAUAGCUAAACCACGUAACCUGGCACCGAAGAUUGACCGCACAAACCUUAUUGAAGUACGAAUAAAAGCAGGACAGAACUUUGGAUUUGAUGUCAAAGUGUCUGGUGAGCCCCCUCCAGAAACUAAGUGGCUCAUACGUGGAAAAGAAGUAAAAUCAACAGAGAGAAUCAAAGUACACCAUUCAGAGUACAAUACAAAACUGAAUGUCCGUUCGGCGACUCGAGCAGAGUCAGGAAGAUAUACUAUUACAGCGGAGAAUAUCAAUGGAAAAGAUAUUGCUGAAGUGGAUGUUAUAAUAUUAGAUAAACCAAGUCCACCUGGAGGACCACUCAAAGUGUCUAAUGUACAUGCUGAAGGUUGUAAGCUUAACUGGAACCCACCAGCAGAUGAUGGUGGGCAACCAGUUGAGAAAUAUGUUGUGGAGAAGAUGGAUGAAGCUUCAGGCCGCUGGGUACCUGCAGGUGAAACUGAUGGUCCAGUCACAAGCCUAGAAGUUGAUGGUCUUCAACCAGGGCAUAAAUACAAGUUCAGAGUAAGGGCAGUGAACAAGCAAGGAAAAUCUGAACCUCUUACAACGAGCCAAGCUAUUGAAGCUAAAAAUCCAUUUGAUCAGCCAAGUAAGCCUGGUACCCCAGAAAUCAAGAAUUAUGAUAAAGAUUUUGUGGAACUAGAGUGGGCAAGACCAAGUGAGGAUGGAGGAUCACCAAUCACAGGCUAUGUUAUUGAGAAGAAAGAUAAAUUCAGUCCAAAUUGGGAAAAAUGUGCUGAGGUUAAAGGUGAUGUAACUACUGGAAAAGUUCCUGACCUAAUUGAAGGUAAUCAAUAUGAGUUCAGAGUUCGAGCUGUGAAUAAGGCUGGACCAGGUGAACCAAGUGAUGCCACAAAGCCACAUAUUGCUCGUCCCAAAAACCUGGCUCCUAGAAUUGAUCGUAAUGCCCUUAUUGAUGUGAAGAUCAGGGCUGGCCAGAACUUUGACUUUGAUGUACCUGUAAUUGGUGAGCCACCGCCAUCAAAGGAAUGGACGCUGAAGGGAAAUUUUGUCCUUAAUACAGAUCGUAUUAAAGUUGUGAAUGAGAACUACAGCACCAAACUUCGAGUGAUAGAUGCCAAAAGAAGUGACAGUGGAACCUACACACUCACUGCCAAGAACAUCAAUGGUGUUGACUCUGCAACAGUCAAUGUUACUGUGUUAGAUGUUCCACAGCCUCCUGAAGGCCCACUGAAACCAGAGAAUGUUACAAAGUCUUCUUGUACCCUUCAUUGGCGUCCACCUAAAGAUGAUGGAGGUUCUGAAAUUACUCACUAUUCUGUGGAGAAAUUGGACACAGAAAACAUGCGAUGGGUUCCUGUUGGUGAUGCCACUAACACCUCUAUACGAGUGGACCACUUGAUUGAGGGUCACGACUACAAUUUCCGAGUGAGAGCAGUAAAUAAGCAAGGUGAAUCCCUACCUCUCACGAGCCAGUCAACAGUUACAGCGAAGGAUCCCUUCAACAAGCCUGAUAAACCAGGAACACCAGAACUUGAGGACUGGGACAAAGAUCAUGUGGAUUUGAAAUGGACUCCACCCAAGAAAGACGGAGGUUCUCCUAUAACUGGGUACAUUAUUGAGAAGAGGACUAGAUUUGGUCCAUGGGAAAAGGCAGCUGAGGUUCCAGGAAAUCAAACCAAAGGAACUGUACCAAAUCUUGUUGAAGGUGAGGAGUAUGAAUUCCGUGUGAUUGCAGUAAAUAAAGGAGGUCCAGGAGAACCUAGUGAACCAUCGAAAUCAGUCGUUGCCAAACCUAGAUUCCAGGCACCAUGGUUUGACAAGACAUUGCUACAAGAUAUGGUGGUAAAAGCAGGCCAGAAGAUCAAUUACACAAUCCCAAUAGAAGCUUCACCACGACCAAAAGCAAAAUGGUCUGUAAAUGGCAAACCUGUGGAACCUGGAGUACGAGCUGACAUUCAGACAUUUGCCAAUCAGACUGUGUUUGAGAUUUUGUUUUCAGUUCGUAAUGAUACUGGGCGAUAUACUCUCACCCUAGAGAAUGAAUUAGGACAGUGCUCAGCUUCUGCCAAUGUUACUGUACUGGAUCGACCAUCUCCACCUGAAGGUCCUUUGUUGGUUAGUAAUAUAACAAAGGAGGGUGCUCGCCUUACAUGGAAGGUACCACUGGAUGAUGGUGGAAGUCCAAUCCUACAUUACAUUGUGGAAAAGAUGGAUGUAUCAAGAGGAACAUGGUCAGAUGCGGGCAUGUCUUCUGGUCUGUCUCAUGAUGUGGUGAGACUAGUACAUCGGAAGGAGUAUCUCUUCCGAGUGAGGGCUGUCAACAGCAUAGGAGAAUCUGACCCUCUUGAGACAGAAAGGAGCAUCAUUGCCAAGAAUGAAUUUGAUGAACCAGAUCCUCCUGGCAAACCACUUAUCAUGGACUGGGAUAAAGACCAUGUAGACUUAGAAUGGCCUGCACCUAAAUCGGAUGGUGGCUCUCCGAUUACUGGAUACAUUAUUCAGAAGAAGGAAAAAGGAAGUCCUUAUUGGGCAAAUGCAGUACAUGUUCCAUCAAAGCAAACCAGUGCUACUGUACCAGACCUCACAGAGGGCCAGGAAUAUGAGUUUCGAGUCAUUGCCACAAAUUCAGCUGGCCAGAGUGAACCUAGUGAACCAUCUGAUACUGUGACCGCUAAAGCAAGAUACUUACCCCCAAAGAUCAAGACACCUCUGAAUGAUAUUCGCAUCAAAGCUGGACAAAUUUUCCAUGUUGACAUUGAUUUUAUUGGUGAACCUCCACCAGAAGUAAUAUGGUCUGUGGCAACUAAGCCACUCAAAACAGAUGAAAGGACAACAGUGACCUCAAUUGGUUACCACACAAUAGUGCACACAGUGAAUGCAAAGAGGUCUGAUAGUGGACUGUAUCAUCUGAUGUUAAGGAACAGCUCUGGUCUGGAUGAAGGAUCCUUCCAAGUUAUUGUACUAG